UCUCAAACCGAGGACUUGGUAAUAAAUUUUCAAGCUCCAACAACCCUCUCCCAAAUAAAAGAGAUUAAAGCCCUUCAUCGCUCUCUCUUUCCUCCCCCUCCUUUGUUCCAUCAAUGGACUGCAAAUUUGCAAAUCCCACCUUAAUCUCUCCAAAAUCCCCGCUAAAUCUUCAGCCCUCGCGGCCACCGCCAAAACUUCAAUUGACUCAGAGAUUGAAGAAUUCAAGAAUAAAGAAGAGACUUUUGGCAAGUAGAGCUUGUAGCGGGUCGAAUGAAUCGGAUUCAGGAGGUGGGUUUGUUGUAAACCCUAGCAAGAUUUUCAUGGAAGAGGCUAUUGGUGCUGAAUAUGGUGAAGGUUUUGAGACUUUUCGAAUGGAUGGCCCCCUAAAGGUAGACGUGGAUUACUUAAAUGAGAAAUUGCAAGAAUGCUUCCUCCAAAGAAUACGACAUGCUAUGAAGCCAGAUGAAUCUUUUGGUCUUAUCUUCUCAUGGGACAAUGUUGUGGUUGAUACCCGCUCAUUGAAGUUGGAUGCUUGGAGACAACUUGCUUCUGAAAUGGGACGAGAUUUUCCAAGUGAUGCUCCUCUACAACGGGCUAUUCUUCAUGCAGCACCAGAACACGCUCUGCAAAAGGUUCUUUGCUGGGAGACAAGUGAAAAUGGAUUAAAAAGAUUGAAGUCGAGACUCCUAGAUAUAUAUUAUGAGAAGAUUCUCAAAAUUGAUAAGCCAAUGGAUGGGCUGAAAGAAUGGUUGGAUGCACUGUAUACAGCGGGCGUCCCUUGUGCUAUCGUAUCAUGUCUUGACCGAAGAAACAUGCUUCAAACUUUGGAAAGGAUGGGGCUGAACAAAUAUUUCCAGGCUUUUGUCACUGAGGAGGAUGGAAUGGAGUCAAUAGCUCAUAGAUUUCUAUCAGCAGCUGUAAAGUUGGAUAGAAAGCCUUCCAAAUGUGUAGUAUUUGAAGAUGAUCCGAGAGGUGUUACUGCUGCUCACAAUUGUACAAUGAUGGCGGUGGCUUUAAUUGGCCCUCAUCGUGCGUAUGAGCUGGUGCAAGCUGAUCUUGCUGUUGGGAGUUUCAGCGAGCUCUCUAUAAUCAACCUUAAAAGGCUGUUUGCAAACAGAGGAACAAAUUUCAUGGAUUUACAGAAACAGAUAAUCGAGAAAUCACCUCCAAAACGAAAGCUCAUGAUCGACACAAUCUUCUGAAAUGUAUACUUCUGCCCUAAUUUUUAAUUUCCUCUCACAUUACAGUCCUGCUAGCAGUCGUUAGCGGGAGAAAGUUGUGUAUAUAUGAAGUAGCUUCAGUUACUUUGAAAUGGUAAUGAUCCUUCUGUACAGUUUGAGAUCUGGGGUUAGUAGAGAGCUCAUUUCAGCAUCAUAUCAUUUUCAUGCA
This is a messenger RNA of Asparagus officinalis (garden asparagus), 1389 nucleotides long. RefSeq lists its product as uncharacterized. The coding region runs from base 114 to 1202 and encodes 362 amino acids. NCBI's taxonomy places the organism in Eukaryota, Viridiplantae, Streptophyta, Magnoliopsida, Asparagales, Asparagaceae. The record is from RefSeq and is a predicted model, not a curated record. The transcript has 11 exons.